Messenger RNA from Orbicella faveolata, 1564 nucleotides. Its product is annotated as RING finger protein 141-like. Gene Ontology annotation, molecular function: ubiquitin-protein transferase activity. The record is from RefSeq and is a predicted model, not a curated record. Gene Ontology annotation, biological process: protein autoubiquitination. NCBI's taxonomy places the organism in Eukaryota, Metazoa, Cnidaria, Anthozoa, Scleractinia, Merulinidae.
UUUUCAUGUCGACAAGUUUAAUUUUGAGUUUAAAAAAAAAACAAUUCUAUUUGAUCUUUUAGUUGUUAUGUAAUAUCAAACUGGAAGGCAGAAUAGGAAAAUCAUGUACUAUUGAGAUCUUGAUGAAAACGUAAAUAUUAUAUUUAAUAUGUUGAUGAAAAUGGUGUUUAAUUUCUUAUUAAACACACAUAUUCUAAGAGGCCCUCUUGGCCACUUACUGGAGAUGUUUCUUGACUGACUUGAGUUCAGCUUUGUUUUGUCUACAGUCAAACCUCUUGACAAUGGCCGCCUUGGGAACAAUGGAAAGUGACCAUUUUAGAGUCGGUGGCUGUUAUGGGGAGGCUGAAAACCUUUGCGGAGGGCGGAGACCAUUAUAUCGUAUUUGCGAUAAAGGAACCCUCGGAUGAGAGUUAUCCAUACCUUUGGAAAGCAACUACAAGAAUCAUUUGCUACAAGGUUAGAACAUAUGGUGGAAAUGUUGAGAGUGAACGGGUUAUGGACGUCAGACAGUUUUGCAAAUUAUAUCGCAACAUCACCAGGCAACUGAGGCACACUCGUAGUGUAACAGAUGAGGACUGGGAGAAAGUAGAUUGUGAAGGCGAGACUUGUGUGUCUUGUCCAGUGAAGCUAGAGGAAGUCAGAGAAUCUCUCUGUGCAUCAAUGAUUUUUACAAGGGUCGACGAGGCAGCAGCAGAUAAAGGUCCAAAUGAAGAGUGCUGUAUAUGUAUGGAUCAGAAGGCAGAAGUGAUCUUGGCUUGUGUCCAUUGUUUCUGUAAAACUUGCAUUGACAGAUGGAGUGAUGUCAAUAACACUUGUCCAAUAUGUCGAAAUGAGAUUCAUGGAAAUAAAGAUUACUGGGAAGUGCCAGAAGCUCCAAGCAAGGGAGAGAUUGAACAGUUUGUAAUGGGACUGGCUGAAGGAGCCGGGGCCCCUACGUGAUAUUAUUCAGCCUGGCUACUAUAUAGGGUUUCUUUUAGAACUAUAAUUUUAUUAUGUACAUGUAUGUAGUAGGUUAGAACAUUGGUAACAUUCUAUGCGGAUGCCGAUGUUAUGUGUAGAUAUCUACGAAGAAAACUUCCAUAGGGGAGACUUCCACAUGAAACUGAUUUGUAUGCUCAUACAGUAGGAGAUUUUGAAAAACAACUCUAGACAUACCAGAAUAUUUUCCUGGGAGCAUGGCUCAUGCUUAUUGUUACCUUUAAGAGGUAUCGUAGAGACCCAAUUUUGUGCAAAUUAAUAGUGAAGUGGCACUGGCUGGCCAACAGCAACAUCAGUAUCACUUCUUGACAACUACUUUGACAACUUGUACUAACUGUCAAAAUUUGAAAUCAAACACUGAUCAUGACAAAUUUUGUACCAGAAUUUAUUUUUCAACUCCUAAAAGCUAUGGCAAGCAUCGAUCCCUGUCAGUUUCGUACAGAGUCCCAGCCUCCUUCAGAACAACUACAGCUGUUUUAUGGUUAUUGAGGCAUUUGUCAUUAUGCCCACAGAUAGCUUGCAGCAUCAGUUUUAGAUAAUAAUAAUAAUAAUAAUAAUAAUAAUAAUAAUAAUAAUAAUNAACUAA